Molecule: messenger RNA, 4797 nt
Organism: Scylla paramamosain (green mud crab)
Lineage: Eukaryota; Metazoa; Arthropoda; Malacostraca; Decapoda; Portunidae
Product: low-density lipoprotein receptor-related protein 2-like
Exons: 23
Coding region: 315-3383 (1022 amino acids)
Cellular component (GO): plasma membrane
Molecular function (GO): protein binding
Source: RefSeq, a predicted model, not a curated record
CCAUCCACUCAGACCGCGGCGGAGCAAGAGAGCAGACGAUUGCGGACCUGCUCUUCCCCCUUCCCCUCGCCUCACCUCAGCCCCGUGGUUAGCGUGCGUGCGAGCGAGACAAGUGCUCAAGAGUGUGUCAGUGUCAGUAGGAGAGCUCGGUGACUUGUGCGGUGUGUUCGCCUGGUUUGCACGGCCAGAGGAGUAGUGUGUUGAAGCCUCACCGGUCUGCUGUCUCCCAGGUAAAUAAAAGAGGACCAACUGGUGCUCGGAGACGUGAUCUAAGUUACACGCCGCACGGGCCGGGAACACGCUGCUCGAAGGCCAUGCUGCUGCUGCCGUGCCGUGUGCUGCUGCUGCUGUGUGUCCUUGCCGCGGCAGCCAGCCAGGGCGAGCAGACAUGGAUGCUGGAGGCAACAGUAUUACACGAAGAUCCCAACGACCCCGCAGAACCUACCCUCGAGGAGAGCGUCCACGAGAACUUGGAGACGCUGGCCACGCUUGAGCUGACCCUGCAUGACCUUCACUUAGAUGAGAGUGUGAUCAGCUCUCCGGGAAGUCCAGAUGCAGCAGUACAACGAAGUCAAAUAAUUUCAGCACUCCACAACAAGAUUGGCAAAGUCAGUGAAGCACUUGGAUCUCUCCAAGGAUAUCUUGUCCACCUCAAGAAUGACAACUCUUCAAUUGUAAUAUCCCAGAACAUUUCUUUGGUGCAGUGCAACACAACUACUCAUUUCCCUUGUGGUGAUGGCACUUGCCAUCCAAUGGAACAGAAAUGUGAUGGAAUAAGAGACUGUGAUGAUGGAGCAGAUGAGUUGCUCUGUGGAUUAACCCGGGCUUUGUGUGGCUCCAGGCAGUGGUCAUGUAUGGUAGGCAACCAGUGUAUCUCUGUGUCCUGGCGAUGUGAUGGAGACAUAGAUUGUGAAGAUGGCAGCGAUGAAUUGGAAUGUGGCUCACAUCGAUGUGCUAUCAAUCAGUUUGACUGCUCAAAUUCAUCAACAACACAUCAGUGUAUUCCACGGAGUUGGCGGUGUGAUGGGGAGGAUGACUGCCCAAAUUCCACUGAUGAGCGUGGUUGUGUGAAGGCAGAGUGUAGUGAUGCUUACUUCAAGUGCUCCUCAGGGGACAAGUGCAUCCACAACUUUUGGCGAUGUGAUGGUGCGCCGGAUUGCUUCGAUGGUAGUGAUGAAGAUGACUGCCAUGAGAUAAUUGCCUCAUGUACAAGUAAGGAGUUUCAAUGUGCCUCUCACAAUGAGUGUGUGCCCAAGGAGAAGGUCUGUGAUGGGGCUGGAGACUGUCAUGACCUGAGUGAUGAAGCUGUCUGUCCAGGAAUACCCAGCAAGAGGUUUCCAUUUGUUCCCAAAAAAGCACAUGAAGUCCCAGAUGACCAGAAGGUUACUGUUGUAAACUCAACUAGUGAGUGUGAAGGGAGAUUCCUGUGUGCCACUGGAGGCCUCUGUAUACCUGCUGAAUGGCAUUGUGACAGAGAUGAUGACUGUCCUGAUUCCAGUGAUGAAGUUGGAUGUGUGGAGGCUGUUUGCAAGGAAGGCUACUUCAGGUGUGUCUCGGGUGACAAGUGCGUUCACUCCAGAUGGCGUUGUGAUGGAGACUAUGAUUGCUUUGAUAAGAGUGAUGAAUAUGGAUGCUCGGACAUACAUACUGAAUGUGAGAUCUCUGACUUCAAAUGUAUCUUGCAUGGGGAGUGUGUUCCUCCUUCCAAGGUAUGCAAUGGUGUCCCAGAUUGUGAGGAUUCUAGUGAUGAGGCUCGAUGCCCCAUCCACAUAAUUGAUACUGCCACUCUACCCCACAUACCAGGUGUUACCCCAGAUGCUAGCAAGAAUGUCUCUGAAUUGGUUUCUUGUGGACCAUUUGAAACACGAUGUGUUUCAGGCCAGUGCAUUGCCUCAGGCUGGUGGUGUGAUGGAGAGUUGGACUGUACAGAUGGAAGUGAUGAGCAUCAUUGCCCAGGGAAUAUCUGUAAGAAGGACCAGCUGACCUGUGCAGCUGAGGGUAAAUGCUUCCCAUUGAGCUUCAAAUGUGAUGGCCAGAGAGACUGUAGUGAUGGCAGUGAUGAAGAAGGCUGCCCCAAGAGAGCAUGCUCGAAAAAGGAGUUCACCUGCCAGGACACAGGCCGCUGUCUGCCAGAUCAGUGGUGGUGUGACGGCCAGCGUGACUGUCUUGAUGGUGGUGAUGAGGUUGGCUGCCCAAAGUUACAGGUCAAAAGAUGUGAUCUCGACCGAGGUCAGUUUCCUUGCCGAUCAGAUUCCAAGUGUCUCUCUUCCAAGAAUGUGUGUGAUGGUCACAAGGACUGUAUUGAUGGUAGUGAUGAGGGGGGAGCAUGUGAGGAACUGUGUUUUGCCAACUCAUGUAGUGAUGGGUGCUUUAGGACGCCCCGCGGUCCUCAGUGUACCUGUCCCACCAACACUACACUUGAUGACCGUGGCGUUACCUGUGUGGGAGGCCUCCCAAGCCCCUUCGUGUUGGUAGGGCGGAGGGAUGCCCUAGAAGCAUAUUCCCUUAAUGGCUCGUGGAAUCUUACUGUCUAUGAGGGAAAGUUAACACAUUCUGGGGUCAUUAAAGUUGCAUAUGAUCCUGUGGAGGAUGAGGUGUAUUGGAGCAUUGUGGAGAUGGCUGGUGUGUACAAGAGAGACCUUCUCAAGAAAAAUCCUCCCCAGUUUGUCUUUGAUACAGAUGAGAAUGUUGUGGAGGCUCUUGCCAUUGACUACCUGGGGAGAAACAUGUACAUUAUGGAUGGCAUGAGACAGUUGCUACUUGCAUGCUCACUCAAGGACUUCGUUUGCACAACGGUCCUCACCAACACCACAUCUUCCCCUCGAUCCCUGCAGCUUGAUCUAAGAAACAGAAAAAUGUUCUGGACGGACUGGAAAGCGGGUGUGGUGGAGUCCAGUGAUCUGGAUGGCUUCAGACGGUCAGUUUUGGCUUCUAACCUCAUGUGGCCCAAUGCUUUGGCCAUUGACUCAGUAUCCCAGCGAGUCUACUGGAUGGAAGCAUCAACAGACUCACUGGAAUCUAUGAAGUAUGAUGGCACCGAUAGGAGGCUCCUCUCCAGUGGCACGGUUCAGCAUGUGUAUGCCAUGGACCUGUGGGCAGACAACCUUUACUUCACUGACUGGUCCACUCUCACAGUGUACAAGUGCAACCCGAAUGCCUGCAAUGUCAAGACUCCUGUCACUGAUGUGCUGCCAGGAUCACCAUUUGGCAUCAAGGUUGUUCACAUCCAGCUUCUUGAGGUUUCCAACCCAUGUAAGAACCAGCCAUGCAGCCACAUUUGUCUUCUCUCCUUAACAACUGGCAAGGGGUACAGGUGUUCAUGUCCCUCUCACCUGGCACUACAGAAGGACCAUCACACUUGUGCUGCACCGAAAAGAUUUUAAGAGCUAGAUGGGGCAGCUUCUUGUGCCAAAUUCUAUGCUUGUGUCUCCAGCAUCCAGCAUUGCCUGGUUAGUUAUGGAAUAAUUUGUAAGUUCUGAGGGUGUAUUUAGGUAUUUAGGCAUCCUAUUGUUGGUCUUUUUUAUAUCAGAUAUAGUAGGUAAAUAAUUAACUUAUGGUUGAUGUCUAGUUUCUGUAAACCAUGCAUGACCUUGUUUGUGUAUGUUAUGAAUUAUAUUUAUGUUUUGCAGCUGAUUAUUAGUUGUAGUGAUAUGCGUUUUACUCUGCCACUUCUUAGAUGGUGCAUAGGAAAAAAAAGAUUAAUAAGUACAAAUAUCUAUCUAUAUGUCAUAACACUCAUAUGUGUAUCCUUCCUUCAUGAAAACUCUCGUAAACAUUUUAACAAUACAGUAGCUACCAUGUUAUAUAGAUUUGUCUUGCUAGGAAACGCUCCUGUUGUAUGCUGCAUGCUGAAAUAGGGCAUGUGUAAAGCUAUUCCAUGACAAGAACAAGGAAAAUGUAUGCUUAUAAGACAGAAAUAUAUAUAUAUAUAUAUAUAUAUAUAUAUAUAUAUAUAUAUAUAUAUAUAUAUAUAUAUAUAUAUAUAUAUAUAUAUAUAUAUAUAUAUAUAUAUAUAUAUAUAUAUAUAUAUAUAUAUAUUUUUUUUUUUAGUUUGAAAUUGAAGACAUGCUUUCUUGUUCUCGUUCUCAGAAAUUCUUUAGUACCAUUCAUACUAAAAAAAAAAAAAGUGGAACUUCAUUUUGGGACUUAAUUUUUAAUCUUACAAUUGAUAUUUUCAUUCAGGAUUUCAAUAUUUACUGCCAUCAUGAUAAUUUGCUUCUAAUAUUAUGGCAACAUGAGUUUCUUUUUACCUUUCAUGAAGACGAGUGCACCAGCAAAAUCUGGAGGGAUGAGACUGUUAUAAAGAUUUAUUGAGUAAAGUUGUAAGGGGACAUGAAUGUGUGCUUUUAUGUAACUGGAAAUGUUAGGAUUAAGUAAUUAUUUUGAAUUGAUAAUUACAUUACAGUCAGUUCAUGAAUAACAAGAGACUAAAUAGCAUUGCUUGUAACAUGAGCCACAAAAUGUUAAAAAGAAGAAGAAAGAAGAAUCUAGUAGUGUGAGCAGGUCACAGAGCAUGAAUUGCUUAUCAUGAUUAAUAAAAAUCAAAUAGUAUGACCCAUUCCAUGAGAGCACACACUUGCUUCAUCUGUGAAGCCCCUGCCCCUUGUGAUAUUCAUCACAGAAUUGAGGAUAGUAAUAUUAUUACUUUGUGCUUUAUUGUACAUUAUGGUAUGAAUGAUUUUUCAUGAACAUUGUUUAUAUUGGUUAUUUGCCUCGAAUAGGAGGCCCAGCCAUCUACCAAAUUAACAUUUCCAUACAGGUUACAUGAAAAAUAGUGCAAAUAAAAAAAUGAACUCA